Aspergillus ochraceoroseus IBT 24754 is the source of this 435-nucleotide messenger RNA. RefSeq lists its product as uncharacterized. The record is from RefSeq and is a predicted model, not a curated record. The transcript has 3 exons. Bases 1 to 435 code for a protein of 144 amino acids. Lineage: Eukaryota; Fungi; Ascomycota; Eurotiomycetes; Eurotiales; Aspergillaceae.
AUGCAUUUCCCCAAAUCACUCGCCGUGGUUCUUAUCCAGCUCACUCUGGGAUCCGUGUCUCCUGCAGCAGCAACAGGUUGCGGUGAGUACGAUGCUUGCAUUGGCACUGAAUACUGUGCAACCAAGACAUUCACCACGCCCGUCUCCACGAUUAUCACUACCUGCCUACCUACGGCGACUUGCCUAGGGGUUUAUGAGGGCUGUAGUUUUGGGGGCGGGAUGACGUGCUGCUCGGGAUACUGCGCAGCUACCAGGUGUCGCAGCACGGAUACAGACUGGCCAAACUGUUCGGAGGAUAUGGGCGCUUGUAUUGCAGAUGAAAACUGCUGCUACGGGAACCAAUGUGUGGAUGGGCUCUGCAUUCGACCUCCAUAUUCGUCCACGCAGACUAUGACUACGUCUUCGCCGACAUCUGUUUGUUAUUCUGAUACCUAA